Lutzomyia longipalpis is the source of this 3082-nucleotide messenger RNA. It is a transcript of the gene Hrd3, whose product is annotated as protein sel-1 homolog 1. The record is from RefSeq and is a predicted model, not a curated record. Lineage: Eukaryota; Metazoa; Arthropoda; Insecta; Diptera; Psychodidae. The transcript is spliced from 4 exons. Gene Ontology annotation, biological process: ERAD pathway. Gene Ontology annotation, molecular function: protein binding. Bases 242 to 2488 code for a protein of 748 amino acids. Gene Ontology annotation, cellular component: endoplasmic reticulum membrane.
UGCCAAUUGACGUUUAGAGAAAAAGAAGAAGAAACAGGUGUCAAAGGGAUCCAAUGAAAAUUGCCCACGGAAUUUAUUUUGUGUGAGAAUAUUUUUGUGAAAUUGCAAAUUAUUGAUAACAGUGAUAAAGAAAUAAAUACAGUUUCCGUGCAAACUACACAAUAAAGUAUUUUUAAAUGACUAUAUUGUUAAAAAUCGAGCAAUACUUGUUGCCUAGUUAAUUAAUUUGGAUGCUUUCAAAAUGAAAAUCUUUGGGUUCAUUCAUGCCCUAUUGCUGCUUAGUUUUGUUUUCGUGGUACGCACAGAUGAUCCCCAGGGGCCCCCCGAUGGGGCCAACAGGAGAUCCAACGUAGCCCCCGAAUCUAAUCUCAGGAAGCAAAUUGCUGAAGAUGAUUCUGAAGAGAACGAUAAAUCUAGUCAAGAAACGCUAAAUAUUUACAGUCCCAUAAAACUCGUUAAAGCGCCAGAUUUGUCUCAGGAAAAGGAUCCCCAGAAAGUCAGUGAGAUGCUCUCAGACAUCCUGGAGAAGCAUUCAAAGUGGAUUGAAAAGAUGGAAGAGGAAAUUAAGGAAAUCGACAAUGAGAAUCCGGAAGAUGUUAAUGCAGCACCGAGAGAACUAACUCCUGAGGAGAUUGAGGCACAUAAUCUCUAUGAGAAUGCAAUGUACAAUCUCAACAGAACAAAUCCAAAUCGCGAAGAAGCUUAUUUAAUGAUGGAACGUGCUGCCAAAAUGGGUAAUCGCAGAGCACAGGCGCAAUUUGCUUGGUUCCGCUUCUUGGGCUAUCCCAUGUCAAACAUUGAUCUGAAAUUCGCAUACGACACCUUCAAGGAGCUUGCUGAUGAGGGCUUCCCCGAAGCUCACAUGGGAUUGGGCUUAAUGUAUGCCACUGGGAUUGGAGUGAAUGUGAGUCAAGCUAAAGCUCUCGUUCACUACACAAUGGCUGCUCUCGGAGACAAUAGUUGGGCGCAAAUGGCUCUCGGGUACCGCUACUGGGCGGGUGUUUCUGUGGCUAGUAGCUGUGAAAAAGCACUUGAUUUCUAUAGAAGAGUAGCAACGAAGGUUGCUGCCGAGGUUACAUUCUCCGGAGGACCAGCAACACAUCGCAUUCGCUUGCUUGAUGAAGUUGAAAAUUCCGGUAUGAGUUCCGGGAUUCUUGAUAACGAUCUCAUAGAAUACUACCAACUUUUGGCGGACAAAGGAGACGUUCAAGCUCAAGUUGGAUUGGGACAGUUGCACUAUCAAGGUGGCCGGGGAAUCCCUCUUGAUCACUACAAGGCUCUUCAGUACUUUUCACAGGGUGCAGUUGCAGGAAAUGCCAUUGCUAUGGCGUACCUGGGGAAAAUCUAUCUGGAGGGCAGUGAAAACAUCAAAGCUGACAAUGUUACUGCUUUCAAAUACUUCAAGAAAGCUGCAGAACUGGGAAAUCCCGUGGGUCAGAGUGGUUUGGGCAUUAUGUAUUUGCAAGGCAAAGGGGUUCCCAAGGAUACAGCCAAAGCACUGAGCUAUUUCACCCAAGCUGCUGAUCAGGGCUGGGUUGAUGGGCAUCUACAACUUGGGAAUAUGUACUUUAGCGGGAUUGGCGUGAAGCGUGACUUCAAAAUGGCAUACAAGUACUUCAAUCUUGCUUCACAAUCAGGCCAUGUGCUUGCCUAUUACAAUCUAGGGCAAAUGCACGCAAUUGGUCUGGGUAUGAUCCGUUCUUGCCCUGCCGCCGUUGAAUUGUUUAAGAAUGUUGCUGAACGCGGUAGAUGGGGGGAGAAACUCAUGCUAGCUCAUCAAGAUUACCGAGCAAAGAAGCCAAAGUCAGCCUUCAUGCAGUACAUUUUGAUGGCUGAACUUGGUUACGAAGUGGCUCAGAGUAAUGUUGCUUUCCUACUGGACAAAGGUGAUAUUGGACUAUUUAGAGAUCACACGGAAGAGCUUGUGAGAGCAUUGCAAUUUUGGAGUAGAGCAGCAGCUCAGGGGUACUCUGCGGCUCAAGUAAAACUCGGAGACUACCACUACUACGGCUUAGGUACUGGAAUUGACUACGAAACAGCAGCUGCAUACUACAGGAUGGCAUCAGAUCAGCAACAUAAUGCACAAGCAAUGUUCAAUUUAGGCUACAUGCACGAACAAGGUUUGGGCAUGAAGAAAGACUGGCAUUUGGCAAAAAGGUGCUAUGACUUAGCAGCAGAAACAAGCAAUGAUGCCAAGGUGCCUGUAGCUCUUGCUCUCAUCAAGUUACAGCUUCUCUUCAAGUGGGAAUCACUGAAGAAUAGUCCUUUGGGUAUAAUUUUCCAUUUGGACGAGAAUAUUGCAUCCAAUUGGGAUUUGUACCUGAUCACCGUUCUCACGCUCAUAUUGGGAUUUACAAUUUGGCUCAUGAGACCACCUCAGCAGCAACCUGGUGGUGCACCGGAACAGCGACAGCAACAACCGCAACCACAACCGCAGGUAGAGCAAGAGAGGAAUGCAAGAGUGCCGCCUGAAGAAGAAGUUCAAUAGAUUUGUGCGCAAAAACGCUCGUAUGGUAAAAAAAAAAGAAAAAUUGUGGAGAUCAUUGGAAAUUGGGGGAUUAUUUUACAAAGUGCUAUCUCGCGAUGCAUCAUAAAACGAGAGAGAGAAAAUUAAUGAUAAAAAAAUGGUGUAAAUAGUUUUCCUACAAGAAUUUCAAAGAUUAUAAGAAUAUUAUGACCACAUACAAAGCUUCUUUUUCUUUCAAUUUGCUCUAAUUUAUCAAUAAUUUAUUUCUCUUUGUGAAUUCAAAAGACGAAGAAUUUCAUUAAAUGUGGGUUUUUAUCAAGAGUAUGUGGUGGUACUAAGUAGUUCUGGGGAGUUAUGUAAGUAUAUCUAUAUAUUUGUGCUGAAGAGAUCACGGGAUUUAGAAUUAGAAGAAAGUUAAAUUUAUUUUGCAAUAACGUUUCAAAAGCAAAAAUUUUAAUUUUUAGAUUAAUAUCGAAGAAUUUAGUGUUGUAAAAAAAAACAUUUCCCGCUUUUUAAUUUUAUUUCAAUAAAUUUUACUACUUUAAUAUGAGAAUAUAUUGUGUGAUAAAAUACAUUUCUAUAUGAUAUAAUUUUUAAAUAAAACACAAAAAGAAA